Messenger RNA from Postia placenta MAD-698-R-SB12, 1388 nucleotides. RefSeq lists its product as hypothetical. The record is from RefSeq and is a predicted model, not a curated record. The transcript has 7 exons. Lineage: Eukaryota; Fungi; Basidiomycota; Agaricomycetes; Polyporales; Adustoporiaceae. Bases 34 to 1245 code for a protein of 403 amino acids.
CGCUGCCUGUUUUAACAUAUUCGCCGUAUAUUCAUGUUGUUCUCUACGACGGCUUUGUUCCUGUGUCUGGCGCUGGCCAAGUCGGCCGAUGCCCAGAGUACUAUUCACGACAUUGUCGUCGGCAGCGCCGCAGGGGCGCUGACUUACACCCCCAGCUUUAUUUCUGCUUCCGUUGGGGACCAAGUUGUCUUCCACUUUCAUCAGAAGAACCACACCGCCACACAGUCAUCCUUCAGUGACCCGUGUCACAAGAUCUCCGGCGGGUUUGACUCUGGAUUUAUGCCUGUCUCUGCCACCGAUACAGACGACUUCCCCACGUUCAGUGUGACUGUCAAUGAUACAAAACCUAUCUGGGUGUACUGCCGCCAGGCCGACAACACCCCCGAGAGUCACUGCGGCAACGGCAUGGUAUUCGCCGUGAACCCCGGCGCGAACGGGACCUCCACCUCCUUCCAGGACUACCUCAACAACGCGCUCGCCGAGGGCGCCCAGUUCAAGGCGUCCGCAUCGGCAACCGCAUCGUCCUCCGCAGCGUCUGGCUCGUGGACGACCGCUGCGUACGGCGGCGUGACGAUCCCCGCUGCGCCGACGGAGAGCGUCGUCACUGAGACGAUCACGGUGCAGGCGUCCUCGUGGACGACGACGUACUCGUCGUACCCCGGCUCGCCGGCCGCCACGCCUGUGUCGCUGGACGGGACCGUGCACACGGUCAUCGUUGGCGGCUCGGACGGCCAGCUCACCUACACGCCGUCAAACAUCACCGCAGCGCCGCGCGACGUAGUCGUCUUCCAGUUCCACCAGAAGAACCACACCGCAACCCAGUCCGCCUUCGCUGACCCGUGCCGUAUCCUGACCGACGAGACGACUGGCGAAGUCAUCGGCCUGGACUCAGGAUUCAUGCCCGUCGGCGCGAACGCGACCGAGUUCCCCACGUUCAACGUCACCGUCAACGAUACUGCGCCAUUGUGGUUCUACUGCAAGCAACACCUCCCGACCGGUGCUAGCCACUGCGGCAUGGGCAUGGUCUUUGCCGUCAAUGCCGUCGCCGAUAGCCCGCGUAAUUUCAGCGCGUUCCAGGAGCUUGCAAUAGAACUUAACGGCACGAAUGCUGUGUCUGCCUCGGGCUCGUCGUCUGCCCCCGGCUCGACGACCACGAAGUCCCCCGGCGGCGCUAGCGCGAGCUUCAGCAUGAACUUCGUCCUUGUUUUCGGCUCGGCGGCAGCGUUUAUCGGUGCACUUUUAUAAUUUUGAAAUGUUCAUGUUUCGGCGGGUAUGUUACGUGUGAUCACUUGUAAUGACGCAUGUGGCCCCACACGAUCUUUUGAACUGAAUCUUGAUACACGCAUCACUGUAGCUCACUGCCGUAUUUGAUGUUACAUUGAUACGUC